Molecule: messenger RNA, 483 nt
Organism: Trypanosoma cruzi
Lineage: Eukaryota; Euglenozoa; Kinetoplastea; Trypanosomatida; Trypanosomatidae
Exons: 1
Coding region: 1-483 (160 amino acids)
Biological process (GO): translation
Cellular component (GO): ribosome
Molecular function (GO): rRNA binding; structural constituent of ribosome
Source: RefSeq, a predicted model, not a curated record
AUGGUGUUUUAUGCGUUUGUUUUGGUGAUGAAGCCGCGCCAGCGUCGCUUCACUUCCCAGGCGCUGCGCGAGAUUGCCGUGGCGAUAUACAACAACGGUGGCCUUAUCCGCAAACUCUCAAAUGAGGGGGUUAUGCGCCCGUACAGUCGAUUUCGUGACGCCGAUAACACCCCGCUGACGUAUGCGCGGUAUGUCACGUUGCAGGUGGACAUGGGGGAGGAGCAGAUGCGGAAGGUGGAGAAGAUUAUGAAGGAGCAUCAGGAUGUGUUCAUCACGCUUAACCUCAACAACCUGGAGCGGCCGGUGGGAAUACGUCGGGGCCGAAAGGACCUCCAGUCCGCGUACUUCCCGCUGGACACCUUUACACGGCUUGAGGAAGAAAUCAACUGGCCACCGCAAACUUCGGCCGACAUUUACAAGCAGCUGGAGAUGAACUGGAAGGAGUUCUCACGCACGCGGUGGUCGAAUUUUUUGCGCAACUAA